AUGGUUCCCCGGAAACGCACCUUGUCUGCUGCAGAGAAGGGAAAAGGAGUGAUGCAAUACACGGUUAAGGCUUUGCAGGGUGGCCUGAUGACGCCCGAUAUUGCUGAGCAAGAAGCUCAUUCCGCCCCUCCAAAGGAAGCUUUGGUCUCGGAUAGGAUAUCGCUCGAGGGAACCAAGUUUAUUGAUUCUGUAACCAAGAUAGCGCGUAAGUACGACCGUCGCACUAAGCGGGAGGCUGAACGGGCCGAACAGGCGGCCGAAGAGGCUCGAGCCAAAUGGGAAGCCGAAGUGGCACAGAGAAGGGUGUUGGAUGCUAACAUGGUGUUGUUGGAAAGAACUCGUGAUGAACUGCGUGACUCGGGUGCCCAGAAAGAUUCGGAAAUCGAGUCGCUCAAGGGCCAGCUUUUACUGGAGAAAAGCUCUGUCGACUCUAAGGUUAAAACGGCCACGAAGAGGAUUGUGCGUUCUUUGAUGAGAAAAUUUAAGUCGAAGAUAGAGAGGACCAAGAAAAAGUUCAGGGCUCUCGGAAAGUCGGUGAAUAAGAUGAAUGACCUUGCUCAAGUUGAUGCAAAUCUCGAGCUCAUCCGGAAGCUUCAACGCGAGGAUGCUCCAUCUUUGGAGGAUGAAGCCGCACAAAUUUCCGAGUGGAGGGGGGAAUUUGUUGGCGGGGACGAGGACUACAAUGCGUUGUUUACCGAGAUUCAACAAGGUUUGGUUGUCUCUCCUUUUUCUUACGAUGAUGCUUCCACUUUUGAUGCCAAUCCGUUCGAGAAUCGGGCAGCAGAGAUCGGAAUUCACUUCCCCUUUGGGUCAAAUUGGGAUCCUUCUGGUGUUUGCUUGCUUGAUCCGCGUGAUGCCCGAGAUAUCGGUGCAGGGUUUGAAGGCGAACCCGAUGGUACUGAAGGCUAUGGCUUCGACGAUGGAGAUGCUAUUGAAACCGGCGCUGAUGAAGCUAGUGCCAGAGCUGAUGCUGGCGGAAGUGGAACCGAGGUCGAGGAUUAG
Molecule: messenger RNA, 1002 nt
Organism: Arabis nemorensis
Lineage: Eukaryota; Viridiplantae; Streptophyta; Magnoliopsida; Brassicales; Brassicaceae
Source: the annotation of a GenBank genome assembly